UGACAUCUAUCUAAUCGAUUACGCAGCUCGCACGGCAGCCAUACUUGUUUUGAUAGGUCUGUUUUGAAAACAAAGAAGUAAAAGUCCAAACUUGAAGAUGGGCAAGAUAUUCCUGGAUCAUAUUGGAGGCACUCGCCUGUUCUCGUGUGCAGCGUGUGAUGUAAACCUUACUAAUCGUUCAGAGCUAAUCAGUACAAGAUUCACUGGAGCUACAGGCCGCGCUUUUCUCUUCCAUAAAGUUGUGAACUUGGUAUACUCGGGAGUACAGGACCGGGUGAUGCUGACUGGUCGGCACAUGGUGCGAGACGUCUCCUGCAAGAAUUGUUCCACCAAGCUCGGCUGGGUGUACGAGUUUGCUACUGAGGAAAACCAAAGGUACAAGGAAGGUCGCGUUAUCCUGGAGCGAGCGCUGGUCACGGAAAGCGACGGCAUAGAGGAAAUACAAGUCAACGACGAUUAGAUUUAUACAUUUAUAUGCCACAUAGUACAUACCCAUGUACACUUGUUGGACAAGCAUUUGAGUGCCAAUCCAAAUCUCUACACCAGCCAUUGUUUGCAAGGCCAUCAGGUAUUGGUCAUCUGAUGCCAAUUUUGCUGAAAAAAAAUACCUAAUAUAAACACUCCAUGUAGAAUCGCUUGUCCAACAUUAUGCUUGGGGACGUAGCAUUAAGUUUUAAGGCCUGUGCACACCGGCUUGCGUGUG
Molecule: messenger RNA, 703 nt
Organism: Cydia fagiglandana
Lineage: Eukaryota; Metazoa; Arthropoda; Insecta; Lepidoptera; Tortricidae
Gene: Yippee
Product: protein yippee-like 5
Exons: 3
Coding region: 98-460 (120 amino acids)
Cellular component (GO): ubiquitin ligase complex
Source: RefSeq, a predicted model, not a curated record